Molecule: messenger RNA, 470 nt
Organism: Drosophila suzukii
Lineage: Eukaryota; Metazoa; Arthropoda; Insecta; Diptera; Drosophilidae
Product: U-Kazal-Dg21.2
Source: RefSeq, a predicted model, not a curated record
AAAGCACCUGUUCAGUUCAUUUCCAAACUCAAAGGCUAGCAGAAUGUUAUUCGCCAUAAAACCGGCUAUCUUCAUUUGUCUUUUACUAGGCCUGGCUUUAAACCAAGUUAGUGCACAUUGCUCUGGAGAUUGCCCCGAAACGGAGGAUGUAGUUUGGGCCCUUGGAGGCGGUUGCAGUGUUUUUCGCAAUAAAUGCUACUUUGAUCAGGAGAACUGCCAUCGCAAGCCAGCAUUGACCAUCGCAACUAAGGAAGAGUGCCAAAAGCAAUGUGCCGACAUUUGCCCCGCCAUUUACCAACCGGUAAGUGGAACGUAUAAGGGUGAACUUCGCAACUUUGGAAAUGAGUGCGAAAAGAGGGCUCACACUUGUCGAACUGGCGAAACGUUUCUGUAAAAUAAGCAGCAAAGAACUGGAAAAUAAAAAAAUAAAUGGAAUAACUUGGUUAUGACUUGGUUAUUUCCUUAAAGUA